AUCGCCUCCAGCCCCGAGAGCAUGAGUUUCGCCACAUUGACACUGGUCACAGACCCGUAUGUGCACGCACAGGACUACCAGCAAAACUACACGGCUGUCAUUAAACUACCUGAUAUGGAAUGCGACCAUCCGGGCUCGUUACGCACCCACAAACCCGGGGAGUCCCCAUUCCUACAGUGCGCUGACAUUAAAAUCUCCAAAGGAGCGAAGAAAUCAGAGGCUCUGAAAUAUCUGUCCGCCGAAAGCAAGACUGACCAGCAGAAACUUGUACCUUUGAAGAGAGCGUUGAAACUGAAGAAAUACUACGAACAAAAGUAUCUAAAUCUAAAUCUCCAAUCUAAAAAUGGAUGACACAAAAAUGUACGGUUUUGCAUACUAUCCGUUCCAGCCCCAUCGAAGUGAUAUAUCUCGGUCUCCGUGGUAACUGGUGCUACUCAGAUGCUGAACAGCUUUGCCUUCGGUAUUGAUGACCCAUCUGAUAACCAAAAAAGUACGUUCAUGCUGGAUGAAGUGGUUGCCAUUGACAACGGUCGAAACACGACGACAAUUUUGGUCCACGACUCUGGGCCACGCGAGUCGGCUGCUAAAACCGUCUACAUCAUCGGUUUACAGAAUGGGUCCCUUGUAAAGUCUUCGGGCAUAUUUAUGUCCGAUGGGGUCCCUAUAAACGGGCUGUCGUGGUACACCGACGAGACGUAUGCUGCGUUCAGAAUUGUGUCAAAUAAUAAUGGUGCAUCAAGUGGAAAUGACUUUUUCUUCGAGGUCGGGACGCUAGGCACGGACGGCUCGUACACAAAGCGCGCCAGCAUUCCAAACGCCGAAGAUCUGUACGUGAACUUCCAAUGGCUGGAGACGGACAUGAACGAGCACGUGCACGUGUUUGCUCUGAUGGGCAACGAGAACGAGGCCAAUAAACCGAGUGCCCGGAUCUACGCGUUUGACCUGUUUUACGGAGGCCAUGUACGCCUUCUCCCCUGGCCUGUGGGCGGACGCCGGUCACGACAUGUGGGCGUGGUCACUGGUUCUCGUAGAGCCCUUGACUGGAACGGUCACCAAGCAGUGCGACAUUGCUCCCAGAGGCAUAUUCCAGCGCUACUACGGCGGCUCGGUGUUCCAGGGCUCCAGUAAUCCGGACGGUUUCUCUACCACGUGCUGCUCGUCAUGUACAGUGAGGCGGACUUUAUAGUGGGCGUUAACCCCGACACUUGCGAGGUGCGCUUCUCCGAGGUGACCAACCUGCGACACGUGCACUCGUUGCAGCUGGUGAAUCCAGCCCCAGCCCCAUCAAGACGAACUUGUAACAACAGAGAGAAUUGACAGUUUUAUCUACAUGCGUUUUAAAUUACCGCUUAUCAUAUGUCGAAGAUUAUUAUAUGGGGUGGUUGUCCUUUCUUAUCGCAAAAUUAUUCUUUACCGAAACCUUCAAUCUAACAGUAAAUUUAUCUUUGAAAAGAAUCGAGCUAUCUUCAAAAAUUGUUAGUUUCUUUUUUUAAAUAAAAAUCCCAGUACAUUCGUCGCCUCUAAAAACUGGUCGGAACAUUAAUCGUUUUACUAAUGUUUACCCACUUCCUUUUGUUAGUCGUGAUUAAGUUUUAUACCACAACCCUGAACAAUCCUUAUUCACAACAUGUUAUUUAACAUUAUUCACAUUUAUUUAUGCAUCACAUCUUUAUGUGUUAACAUUAGGUAUGAGAUUUGUCUUA
Messenger RNA from Dreissena polymorpha, 1703 nucleotides. RefSeq lists its product as uncharacterized. The record is from RefSeq and is a predicted model, not a curated record. The coding region runs from base 439 to 1128 and encodes 229 amino acids. The transcript is spliced from 5 exons. Lineage: Eukaryota; Metazoa; Mollusca; Bivalvia; Myida; Dreissenidae.